AUGGAAAUUCUCACUGUAGUUGUGCCGGAUUUAAUCCGCUACUCGAAGGAUUACUUCAUGGACAACUCCUUAUUCCAACAAAUCGAACAUAUUCGUAAAGGUACUCUACCAGCAGCUGUCGGUCUUCAUCCGAUUCGAACAAUGGUUGAUGGCAGCGAUUAUUGUGCCACAGCCAUUCCGGUGCCGAUGGUGACACAAAAGAAAUGUGACUUGGUUAUGCAUGAAUGCGAAAAAGUCUCACUCAAUUCAGCUUAUUUAUCUGAGAUUCUAGGAGAAGAUACUGUUCUGACACUCGGACAAAAUAAGGAUAAAACGAUCACUUUCCUUCUUGCUGAUCGUAACCCGGAAAAGGUUUGUCAUACUCUGGAGAUAGCAAAGGUCAUGGCCUCGAUGGUCCAGCUGACCACUAAUCUAAAGCUGCGCGAAUUGAAGGAGAUCGAUCAAAUUCGUCUUCCAGUCGAGCUUGCUGGAAGUUUCCUGCUCAUGGUCAAGUGUGAGGAAAAUGGAAAACGGUCAUUGGAGCUCUACGACGAGAACAUGACUCAGGUCGGAUUUGUGAACGGAUUCGUUUGGAGAGAGAUUGUGGUCUGA
Messenger RNA from Caenorhabditis briggsae, 591 nucleotides. The record is from RefSeq and is a predicted model, not a curated record. Bases 1 to 591 code for a protein of 196 amino acids. The transcript has 3 exons. NCBI's taxonomy places the organism in Eukaryota, Metazoa, Nematoda, Chromadorea, Rhabditida, Rhabditidae.